AGCCUCUGCCCUCCUCCUCCUCUCCACUUUUCCUGUGCUUGGUAGGAACCUGUAGCUGCUCCUAGAGCCUGGGAGGCUCUUUGUGUAGAAACUGUCCCCCUCCUGUUGCUGGCAGUGCUGAAAAUAGAAAAGGCCGGUGUCCUCAUCUCCAUAAAGCGUCAUUCCUUGUGUCUCAUCUUUUGAAGCACCAUAACCUCUGAGCCACCCUCACUACAUCAGCAUGGCCAUCUCAUCACGUCUGGCUCUCUGGGAACAAAAGAUUAGGGAAGAAGACCGCAGCCCCCCACCCACCUCGCCACCCCCGCUUUUCUCGGUCAUUCCUGGGGGCUUCAUCAAGCAACUUGUGCGGGAAACGGAAAAGGAGUCCAAAGAAGCAAAAUUAAAAGAGAAAUUAAUUUCCAAAGAAGAUCCUCCAGGAAAGCAGGUUGAGGGGCCCGUGCAGCAGUUUGUAAUCAGGGACACCAACAUUUUGGAAGUGGGAGAGGACAUGGCCAACAAGGGACAGCUGCUGCAAGGACGAUUGAAUGGUGAGAAGCACGGAGUGGAAGGUGAGUCUGAGAUUCCAGGAAGGAAGCCUUUGCCUUCCAAGAGAACUGCCCAGAGGGGCCACACCCAGCAACCAGUACUGCUUGUGCCUGAAUUAGCACCAGCCACUCCAAAAUCAGCACCAGCAGUUCCAACACCGGGAGAGGAGGUCCACUUGGAUACAUCUCAGCCUCCUAAAGUUCCUGCAGCUCCAGAGCAAAUCAAAAGCGGCAGUGCUAAGGAUCUUCCUGGGUCAGGAACAGAACUUGUAAAGAAGGGCAAUUUAUAUUGUUCCAAACACUUCGAAAGCUCAAGGAAGGAGAAUUGGAAAAUGAGGACCAAGGAAGAGGCUGUGAGCAAGCCGGGAAAUAAGUCAAAAUUCACAGGGAAGGGAAAAGAGCUUGGAGAAAAUAAAGAAAAGGCCACAGAUAGUGGGAAACAGCCAGGAGAACCCAAAGAGAAGCAUGUAGAAACCGGGAAAGUAUUGGCACAAUUGAAGGUGGAAGAGGGAGAAAUGGAAGAGGAACUGUCUCGGAAAGGAGGAAAAAGAAAGCAAGAAUCUCCAGUAGCAGAAAUGAAGGAGAAACCAGAGGAAACUAAGGAAGUGUUGGCAGGAGAAAACAAAGAAGAGCUUGGAGAAAGCACAGAUUCGGACAAGGUGUGCCAUGAUGUCUGGUAUGAAACAGAGAAAGUUUGGCUGUUACAAAAAGAUGGAUUCACUCUUGCUACUGAACUGAAGCCAGAUGAGGGCACUCCUGAGCUGCCUCCAGGGACAGUCCGAGUCCGAGUGGAAGCUGAUGGCUCCAUCAUGGAGGUGGAUGAAGAAAAGGUCCAGAGAACCAAUCCUUCAAAAUUUGACUACGCUGAAGACUUGGCCUCCCUAGUCAGCCUGAAUGAGUCGAGCGUCAUCCACACUCUGAGCCACCGAUACCAGUCUCAGCUGCUUUACACCCACAGUGGUCCUGAUCUGAUCGCCAUCGAACCAUCGUCUUCUGUUGCCAGUUGUUCAAUAAAGGCAUUCAAGGGCAAGCGGGAUGGACUGUCCCCACACAUUUUUUCUGUGACACAGAGGGCCUACUGGCACAUGCUUAUGCAACGGCAGGAUCAGACCAUCAUGCCCUUGGGCAGGAACAAUGCUGGCAAGACCACCUGCUGCCAGAACACCCUGGAAUACCUGGUGGCCACAGUGGGCAGCAUGGACAACAGAGUCACAGUGGAGAAAAUCCAGGCCAUGUUCAGGGUGCUGAGAGCCUUUGGGACGGUGACGACCAGCCACAACAAAGCCUCCACCCGCUUCUCCAUGGUCAUGGCACUGGAUUUCAGUGCCACUGGCCACAUCACAGCUGCUCAUCUCCAGACAAUGCUGCUGGAAAGGAUCCGUGUGGUGCAGCAGCCAGAGGGAGAGAGCACCUUCAAUGUCUUUUCUCAGAUGCUGGCAGGGCUGGAUCUGGAUCAGAGGACUAUGCUGCAUUUGCACCAGAUGGCGGAGAACAGCACCUUUGGCAUCAGACCGUGUCAGAAGGCUGAAGAGAAGCAGAAGGCCUCAGUUGCAUUUGCUCAGCUCCAGGCUGCCAUGGAGAUCCUGGGGAUUGUGGUGGAGGAGCAGAAGGCCAUCUGGCGAGUCUUGGCCGCCAUCUACCACCUGGGUGCUGCAGGGGCUUGCAAAGUUGGCAGGAAGCAGUUCAUGCAGUUUGAGUGGGCCAACAAGGCAGCGGAAGUCCUUGGCUGUGAUUUUGAGGAGCUCACAACAGCCGUCUUCAAGCACCACCUCCAGAGGAUUAUUGAGCAGGUCACGUCUGGAGCCAGAGGACAGCUCAGCCAGGACCAAGGCUGGCCGGAUGGUCCCAAGAUGACAGGUGUGGAGUGCGUGGAAGGGAUGGCUGCGGGGCUUUACGAGGAGCUGUUUGCAGCUGUUGUGUCGCUCAUCAACAGGUCCUUCUCUUCAAGUUCCCUCUCCAUGGCCUCGAUCCUGGUGGUGGACACACCUGGCUUCCACAACCCCCGGCACCAGAAGAGGGAGCGCGCAGCUACUUUUGAAGAGUUCUGUCACAACUAUACACAGGAGCGGUUGCAGGACCUCUUCUACAAGAGAACCUUUGUGUCUACACUGGAGAGGUACCAGGAGGAAAAUAUUGAGGUGCCAUUUGAUCUCCCCGAAGUCUCCCCAGCAACCACAGUAGCCAUUGCAGAUCAAAACUCAUCCCAGGUCCAUGCCACACCUGGGGGCCAGGCAGAAGACCCCAAGGGCUUGUUCUGGAUUCUGGAUGAGGAGGCCUUGAUCCAAGGCUCCGAUGACAGCACUGCGCUCAAUCGUCUGUGCUCUUACUUUGUGAAGGAGGGUCCGAUCAAUGAAGGACAAGGAUCCCUGCGCAAGUGUGAGCAGGCCCUGCAGUUCGAGAUCGCCCACCAGCUCGGCCAAGACCCCGUCCGCUACGAUGCCACUGGCUGGGUGAACAAAGCCAAGUGGAACCUCUCAGUGCAGAAUGCCACCCAGGUCCUGCAGGAGUCGAAAAUAGACUCUCUGAAGAAGCUGUUUCUGUUGCGGUCCAAAGUGCCCCUGAUAUGCCGGUCUGUUGCGGGGCUGGAGGGGAACUCCCAGCAAGCACUCCAGCGAGUUGGCUGCGUGAGGAAGACCUUCACUAGCAGCUUUGCAGCCGUGAAGAAGAAGUCUGUUUGUGCUCAGAUCAAGCUUCAGCUGGAUUCUCUCAUCAACCUAGUGAAGAGAUCCCAGAUUCACUUUGUCCAUUGUCUCAUUGCGAGAACAGAAAUGGACGGAGAAGGAGGCACCAUUCUACAGUCCUGUCUGAUGCCAGGGGGAACAGCAGGAGGAUGGGACAUCUCCGCCCUUCGAGCCCAGCUCUCUGGGGGCCAGAUAUUGGAUGCAUUACGGCUCUGCAGGAUAGGGUAUGCGGAUCGUAUGGUGCGCAAGCAGUUCCGACACCAGUUCCAGAUCCUGGCUCAGCCAAUGAUGAAAAAAUACACCUCAGCCUAUGAGAUGACAGAUGAAAAUAAGGCUCUGGAGGAGCUCAUCCAGGCGCUCAAUUUGGAGAAGAAGACCAUUGCUGUGGGUCGCACUCAGGUGUUCCUGAAAGCUGGAGUCCUCGCUAGGCUAGAAAAGCAGAGGGAAAAACUGGUGUCUCAGAAUCUGAUUUCCCUCCAAGCAGCUUGCAAGGGGUUUCUCUCCCGUCACAAAUAUAAAAAAUUAAAGAUUCAGCAUUUGGCUGCUCGGUGCAUCCAGAAGAAUCUGGCUGUCUUCCAAGCUGUGAAGGGCUGGCCCUGGUGGCGACUAAUGUGUGGCAUCCGGCCACUGUUAAGUACCAGCCUUGCAGAAUGUCAGCUCCGAGUCAGAGAAGAGGAGUUGGCAUUGCUGCGGAAGAAAUUGGAAAAGUCAGAACUUUCACGGCAGGAGCUUCGGCAGAGCACAGAACAGCUGGAAAGCAAGAUCAUAGACCUCACGACGGAGCUGUCAGAUGAACGCUUGAAAGGUGAUGUUGCCUGUCAGGUCCUGGAAGGUGAACGAGCUGAAAGACUGAGAGGGUCAAGAGAGGUCAGAGAGCUGCAGAACAAGCAUGACCAACUACAGAAGAAGCUGGAGUCUGCAGAGAAGCAGCUGGAAGAGGCACAGCAGCAGCUUCAUUGGCACGAAAGUGGGGCAAGCAGCUCUGGCAAAGGAGAUGAAUGGCAGAUGCGCCUGGACUGUGCACAGACUGAGAUUGGAUUUCUCCGGAAAAGAAUCACACAGCUGGAGGAAAGGCUGGAGGCAGAGCAGACAUCCAAAAAGGAACUGGAACAAAAGAUAGGUGAGGCCCAGAAGGCGUACGAAGGUGCGCGGCGGACAGCGCAGCAGCUGAAAAGAAAGUGUAAGCAGCUGACGUGUGACUUGGGAGAUACACGAGUGUUGAUGGAAAGUCAGCAAAGCCGGAACCAUGAGCUGGAGAAGAAGCAGAAGAAAUUUGACCUGCAGCUGGCGCAGGCCUUGGGAGAAUCUGCCUUCGAGAAGAGCCUUCGGGAGAAAGUGUUGCAAGAGAACACCAGCCUUCAGUUUGAGCUGGGGAAGUUGCAGCGGAGCUUAGAGCAAAAAGAAUUGGACAAUGCCAGCCUCAACCAGCGGCUUGUGCUGUUGAGCAGCCAGGUGCAGGAGCUCAGCACCCCCAAGGACCUGGAUGCCAAUGCGGUGGCUGCCCUCCGGAAGAAACUUUGGGACCUGGAGUCAAGAGCCUCUGAGCAGCAGAAGGAGCUCGGCUCCCAAGCAAGCACCAUUGAACAGCUGGAACAGCUUCACCUGAGACUCGAACUGGCAAUUGAGAGGACGAAACAGCUUCACCAGAAGGAGCUGGAGGACAAGGAGGAAGAGCUGGAGGAUGUCCGGCAGUCCUGCCAGAAAAGGCUGCGUCAGCUGGAGAUGCAGUGUGAGCAGGAGUGCGAAGAGAAGCAGGCAAUUCUCUGUGAGAAGCGAGACCUGGAAGGGCUGAUUGCCACACUCUGUGAGCAGAUUGGCCAUCGAGAUUUUGAUGUGGAGAAGCGACUCCGGCGUGACCUGAAGAGGACUCAUGCUCUGCUGGCUGACAUGCAGCUCCUGCUGGAGACCUCAGGGGCAGAUCCAGGGCUGUCUGGGGGCAGGGAGGAGCUGGAGAAGCUUCGUGGCAAGCUGGAAGAGAGCACAGCCAGAUGUGAAGAGGCUGAGAAGGCACAAAAGAUGGUAGCUCUGGAGCUCGAGAACCUGCACCUUGAGCUGGAGACGGUCAGCAGGAACAAGAACUUGGUUGAUGAGCAGCUAUACCAGCUCCAGCAUGAGAAAGCUGAUCUCCUCAAGCGUAUUGAUGAAGACCAAGAGGAUCUGAAUGAUCUGAUGGCCAAGCACAAGGCCUUAAUUGCUCAGUCUGCAACAGAUAUCGCCCAGAUCCGAGAGCUGCAGACCCAGUUGGAGGAGAUGAAGAAGGAAAAGCAUGGCCUGCAAGAGAAACUGCAGGUGUCCCAGGCCCGGGUUGUCUACUUGGAGCAAGCAAUGGUGGAGAGGUCCAUCGUCAGCCGCCAGGAGGCCCUGAUUUGUGACCUGGAGAACAAGAUGGAGUUCCAGAGUGUGCAGAUCAAGCGCUUUGAGAUGCUGGUUCUCCGUCUUCGGGACAGUGUGAUCAAGAUGGGAGAGGAGCUGGAGAAGGCGAAGGAAGGGGAGGCGCGGGAAAGAGAGAAGACCUGCUACUACCAGAUGAGGAUGGAAGAGAUGAAGGCAGACCUGAGUGAGCUGGCCCAGAGGGAGCUGGAGGCCAAUCGCAGGCGGGUGGAACUGGAGAAGCAAGUGGACGAGCUCUCUGCAGUGAGGCAGACGUUGCAGGCAGACCUGGAGACCUCCAUCCGCCGCAUUGCGGACUUGCAGGUGGCUCUGGAAGAAGUGCAGUCGAGUGACGAAAGUGACAGGGAGAGCGAGAGUCAGCUGAGUCUGGGGUCAACCAUGAGCUUGAACUUGGAGCCUGAAGAAAGCAUCAAAUCGUGGUCCAGUUUGGCAUCAGCAGGGCCCUCUCCAUCGGGUACCAGUCUGGCAGGAAGCCUCUCCAGGCAAACCAUGGACAACCGUGGCACCAAGAGCCUGAGGAUAAACAAGGAUCAAGAAACAAGCCAGCCGCUGUCUCCCUUAGGUGCAGAAAGAAGGGGAUAUGGAAAGAGUGCAGGGGGUGCUGAUUUCGGCAAAGCUGAUCAAAGCCGUUCCUUUGGUACCCAAAGACGAGAAUAUGGGGAACCCACUUCAAAUGAGGAGUUUUUCACUCUCCAAAAGUUAGGAGCUGUGUCUCCAUCCAUUAUGAGAAGGAUGUCCUCUCCAGCAGUGGCAGAAGAGAUGUUAUCAAGUCCUUUGUCCCCUUCUGUGGGGGGGACAGCAGAAGACAAGUUGUCACGCUCCUCCUCUGCACUUUCUGAAUAUGUUGAAGAGCUGCGAAGAAAACGACUGAAGGACAAAGAGCCAGGGAAUUUAGUGUUAGAUGAUGCCUCCUCUUUGCCUAUUUACCAAACAACGGGAGCCUCGUCCCUUAGAAGAUGCAAGACUUUGAAAGAUGAUGAAGAUCUCCCAGUAACUCUGGAGGGAAUUGGUGAAAGUGCUCGAGCUGGCCUGGUCCGCUCCUCUAGUUUGAGGAGCAUCUCAUCUGAGAGCAUGGCACAGCCAAACCUCUCCCCAGCUCUGAAAAGGGUCUCCAAGUUUGGGUCCUAUGACUCUCUCAUUCAGAACAUAGAUGACACCUACUCAAAGCUCAGCUCCCCAGACCUGGGUGGAGAAAUGUUCAGCACUUUGCGACUUAAGCCAUGGAGAAGUUGCCUGGAGGCAUCCCUGGAAGAAAUGACAGACACGGAUCUAGGAAAAGAACCUCUGGUCUUUCAGAACAGAAGAUUUGGUGAUGUUCCAAGUGAGGGAAAGGAAACUGAUCCACUCUCUUGGAAAAUACCAACUCUAAGCUAUGAGAGGAAAAUGAAUGAUGACUUGGAUGACUUCCUUCCAGCCAUCCGGAAAGCCCAGUCGACCAGCAGCCUGGCCAGAGGUCCCAAAGAGAGGAGAGAAGGCCAGAGGCCCAUGAGUGUCCGUUUUGAAGACCAAGUCUCCCCCAACCACACUUUCCUCUCUGAGAUAAAGGCCACUUUAUCACCAAGUCCCAAACCCAAAGAGGACCCUGGAAACCUCUCUGACUCGUCUUCAUCUUCUGGCUCAGUUGUGUCUUUCAAAAGUGCCGACAGCAUCAAGAGUCGGCCAAGGAUCCAGAGGCUGGAAGGAGAAGGAUGUGUUGGGAACAGAAACCCUGAGGGCGCAAAAGAUGACCGGCGGUCUGAGGCCGAGGGGAAGGAAGAUGAUGUAAACAGUAUCAUGAUGAAAUACCUAGGAAAAGACUAAGGAGCCAAGCUUUGGUCUGAAUCAUCAUCAUCAUCAUCAUCAUCCAAGGUGGAUCUGUAAGCAUCCUUGUCACUUCCAGCCUCUGGCUUCCUCACCUGCUUUGGAGGCACAACAACACUUGUGUGCAUGUAAGAGAAGUGGGCUGCAGCAAGACACUGCCCUUUGGUGCUCUCUCUUUGAUUUAUACAAAAUAAAACAUUUUGCUUCUUGCAUCUGA
Zootoca vivipara (common lizard) is the source of this 7613-nucleotide messenger RNA. NCBI's taxonomy places the organism in Eukaryota, Metazoa, Chordata, Lepidosauria, Squamata, Lacertidae. The record is from RefSeq and is a predicted model, not a curated record.